CUAUACUUAUAUUUUUUAUUUACAUAAUAUAAAAUAAUUCCAUUAUUAAAAAAUAUAAAAAAAAAAUAAAAAAAAUUCGUUUCGAAUAAUCAAUUUGAUAUCUCAAUAAAAAAAUCAAAAUGGCGGAUACGAAAAAGAAGAAUCUUUUAUUAUUCUUUGACCGUCCAACUGAACCAUGCUUUAUGCAAAAAGGUGAUGAAAAAGCAGUCUUCGAAAUUCCGGACCACUAUUAUCCGGAAAAAUACCAGUCUCUGUCGAAUAGUCUUUCGAACAGAUUCGGUAACGAUGCUAGUCGAAGUAUACCAAUUCGAAACAUCGCCUUGCCGAACUUAGACGUCCCAAAGCAACUGCCCUACAACGAUCAGUUUUCCGUCUUCUUGCCUACACAUAGAGAAAUGGCUGGCAGAUUGAUUGAUAUAUUUUUGGGAAUGCGUGACAUAGACGAUUUGACUUCUAUAUUGUCGUACUGCCAGCUUCAUAUCAACCCGUACAUGUUUAACUACUGCCUCUCCGUCGCGUUACUACACAGAGAUGACACGAAAGGUUUGAAUAUUCCAACUCUUACGGAAACAUUUCCCGAUAAAUUUAUGGACCCAAAAGUGUUCCGAAGAGCCCGAGAAGCGACGAGUGUUGCUAAGACUGGCCCGAGGAUACCAGUAACAAUAUCACAAAACUUGACGGCAUCAGAUCGAGAGCCGGAGCAACGUGUGGCAUAUUUCCGUGAGGACAUCGCGAUCAAUCUCCACCAUUGGCAUUGGCAUCUCGUCUACCCCUUCGACCUGACAACUGGGGGUAUAGUUGAUAAAGAUAGGCGUGGUGAACUCUUUUACUACAUGCAUCAACAAAUUGUAGCAAGAUACAAUACUGAACGUUUCUGCAACGACUUGCCUCGGGUAGUUAUGUACAAAGAUUUCAGAGCUCCCAUUGAGGAAGCUUACUUCCCCAAACUGGACUCUAAAGUUGCCAGCCGUGCUUGGCCGCCAAGAUUUCCUGGGUCCAUUAUAACCGAUUUGGAUAGACCAGUCGAACAAAUCAGAAUAGAUGUCUCAGAAAUGGAGAGAUGGAGAGAUAAUAUUUUACAAGCUAUUGAAGAAAAUGCUGUGCUUAUGCCAGGAACUACUGGUUAUAAAAUGCCAUUAAACCCUGAAACUGGCAUCGAUAUUUUGGGCAACAUCAUGGAGUCCUCCAUCCUCAGCGUCAACAGGGGCUACUAUGGCGAUUAUCAUAAUAUGGGGCAUGUUUUCAUCUCAUACGUACACGACCCAGAUCAUCGCCAUUUGGAACGACCUGGAGUAAUAGGCGACUCCGCGACAGCGAUGCGUGAUCCAAUUUUCUACCGCUGGCACGCUCAUAUCGACGACAUCUUCCAGAUGUAUAAAAAUAAACUUCCUCCCUACCCACAAGACAAGAUCGUGUACAAUAAUAUCAAUGUGACUUCAAUAAAAGUGGAAGGUCCCGCUGGCACCAAUGUGUUUGGAACACACUGGGAGCGCAGCACCGUGGAACUGGGUCGAGGCUUGGACUUCACGCCUCGUGGUAGCGUACUGGCUCGCUUCACUCACCUACAGCACGAAGAAUUCAACUAUGUUAUCGAAGUGAACAACACAAGUGGAAACUAUGCGAUGGGCACAGUUCGUAUUUUCAUGGCCCCUGUAUUCGAUGACAAUGGCAACAGAAUGACAUUCGACGUUCAAAGGAAACUCAUGAUUGAGCUUGACAAAUUCACUCAUGGCUUAAAACAAGGAGUAAACACGAUCCGUCGCAGAAGUUUGGAUUCAUCAGUGACCAUUCCUUACGAGCGGUCAUUCCGAAACCAGUUGAACAGGCAAGGCACCGCCGGUAACCAGAGCGUUGCAGAAUUUGACUUCUGCGGCUGUGGCUGGCCUCAUCACUUGCUCAUACCUAAAGGAACCACUAGAGGCUAUCCUGUCACCCUCUUCGUUAUGUUCUCUAACUGGAAUGACGAUAGGGUCGCGCAAGAUUUGGUGGGAAGUUGCAAUGACGCUGCAUCGUACUGCGGUAUUCGGGACCGUCAGUACCCUGACAAGAGAGCUAUGGGAUAUCCCUUCGACCGUCCCGCAGCGCCUGAUGUAAAAAAUCUGCAAAACUUCAUAACAGAGAACAUGGCUAUUACUGACUGUACGAUUCGUUUUACCGAUGAAAUAAGAGAUCGCAAACAAUAAUUCGCAUGUUUAAAGUUGUAUUAAUGUUUUUGUAUGUAAAUAAACGGGUCAAUAGAUUUAGUUUAGCUGUGUAAAAUAUAUUUUGUACAUAUCCUUUAUAAUUUAUAAGACUGAAUUAAAUGUAUGCUUUUUAAUUA
Molecule: messenger RNA, 2320 nt
Organism: Papilio xuthus (Asian swallowtail)
Lineage: Eukaryota; Metazoa; Arthropoda; Insecta; Lepidoptera; Papilionidae
Product: phenoloxidase subunit 1
Exons: 13
Coding region: 120-2183 (687 amino acids)
Molecular function (GO): oxidoreductase activity
Source: RefSeq, a predicted model, not a curated record